Tinamus guttatus (white-throated tinamou) is the source of this 256-nucleotide messenger RNA. The record is from RefSeq and is a predicted model, not a curated record. Lineage: Eukaryota; Metazoa; Chordata; Aves; Tinamiformes; Tinamidae.
AUGGAUGAGGAUGGCACUGGUCUGAGCCCACAGUUUGUACAGGAAAAGGUGGUGAUUUGGUCUCCUAGAAACCCUGAACAGAAGAUCAUUAAACGAGUGAUUGCUCUUGAAGGAGACAUUAUCAAAACGAUUGGAUAUAAAAAGAAGUAUGUGAAAGUUCCACAUGGUCAUAUUUGGGUGGAAGGCGAUCACCAUGGACACAGCUUUGACAGCAACGCUUUCGGCCCGGUAAGUCGGUUCUCUUGGACUUCUAAAU